UUUUGACAAACAGAUGGCAGCUCAAAAAUGGCGGCGAAUUUUUGUAAACAAAACAAAUAAAAAAAUUUGCAAGCAUUCAAACGAAUUUGCAAAUUAAUUAAAUUUUAAUAAAAAUACAUAGAAACUAAUAACAUAAUUAUGAAAUUAUUGGCCUCAAAACGUGCGGUACAUGUAGAAGUGUGUUUAAAACAAUUAACGGGACGCCUGGAACAGGUACAAGCUGUAUUGGAAGAACCUUUAAAGGAUUUAUUAGGUAGAAAACAAUUGCCUUUCAACGAUAGCAUUAAGUUCCAAAAGGAGGAAUUGGAAAAUGAGGUGUUGUACAAUGUGGAAAGUGUUCUGAUGGAAUGUGAGUCGAAGCAGGAAGGAGAGUUAUCUUCCCCUGAAGAUGCAGAAUACUUCGUUUUUCACUUCUAUUGGCCACAAAGACGUGCCAUGGAAUUGGAAAUGUUUGAUACUGAGGGUGGAUCAGGCGGCGGUGAUGAUGAUUCUAACUCUGUACCCUCCUCCAAUCAUUGGAUUUUACCUUCUCAAUCCUUCGAAGGUCUCUGGCAACAUUUAAUUUAUGACAAAGGUCUCAAAGAAAAACUCUUAAGGUUUGCCGUUUCAGCAUUGCUAUUCUCUCAACAUAAUGUCAACCACAAUAUAAUAUCCUGCAAUCGUCUAAUACUGUUACAUGGUCCACCCGGUACUGGUAAGACUAGCUUGUGUAAAGCUUUGGCCCAAAAGCUGUCUAUAAGAUGUCGUUCGGUAUUUAAACAUACACACCUCAUAGAAAUUAAUUCGCAUUCAUUGUUUUCCAAAUGGUUUUCCGAAAGCGGUAAAUUGGUUAUGCGUUUGUUCAGUAAAAUCAAAGAAAUCAUAGCAGAUCGCCACAAUUUGGUUUGCGUACUCAUAGAUGAGGUAGAAUCUUUGGCCUAUGCUAGGGAUUGUAUGUCGGGUCAAGAACCCAAAGAUGCCAUGCGUGUAGUAAAUGCUUUAUUAACACAAUUGGACAGCAUUAAAGAGCAUCCUAAUGUCCUAAUAUUGGCUACUUCCAAUUUAGCCGACACCAUAGAUUUGGCUUUUUUGGAUAGAGCUGAUAUUAAGCAAUACAUUGGCUUACCCAAUGAACUGGCCAUAAGGAAAAUCUAUGAAUCCAUGCUCACGGAAUUGAUGAGAGUUGGUUUGCUGGAGUCGUGUGAUUCUUUUCAAACAGAAGAUAAACAUGAGGGAUCACUUAAGGAACUGGCCAAAAGAAGUAAAGGUCUUAGUGGUCGUACCUUGAGGAAGUUGCCCUUUUUAGCUCAUGCCACCUAUUGCUUUAAUAUGGAAUUUGAUUGUUCUCAAAAAAUAAUUAUGGCCAAUUUUCUAGAUGCUUUGCUAGAAGCCUUGGAAAAAUAUCAUCAAGAUCAGCAAUUAAUGAAAUCAAAUAAAAAUGUUUAAACUUUAAACAAAAA
Messenger RNA from Lucilia sericata (common green bottle fly), 1439 nucleotides. It is a transcript of the gene pch2, whose product is annotated as pachytene checkpoint protein 2 homolog. Gene Ontology annotation, cellular component: chromosome; nucleus. The coding region runs from base 139 to 1425 and encodes 428 amino acids. Lineage: Eukaryota; Metazoa; Arthropoda; Insecta; Diptera; Calliphoridae. The transcript is spliced from 3 exons. Gene Ontology annotation, biological process: reciprocal meiotic recombination; meiotic recombination checkpoint signaling. Gene Ontology annotation, molecular function: ATP binding; ATP hydrolysis activity. The record is from RefSeq and is a predicted model, not a curated record.